This is a messenger RNA of Syzygium oleosum, 4741 nucleotides long. Its product is annotated as pleiotropic drug resistance protein 1-like. Gene Ontology annotation, molecular function: ATP binding; ATP hydrolysis activity; ABC-type transporter activity. The record is from RefSeq and is a predicted model, not a curated record. Bases 221 to 4606 code for a protein of 1461 amino acids. NCBI's taxonomy places the organism in Eukaryota, Viridiplantae, Streptophyta, Magnoliopsida, Myrtales, Myrtaceae. Gene Ontology annotation, cellular component: membrane. The transcript has 25 exons.
AAUACUCUGACCCCCUUUUGGCAUCUUUUUCUUCUACUCAAGCUAUAUAUACACACAAAAUGCAACUCCCUCUUGUUAAACCAUCAUCAGAAGCUUUCAAAAGCAUCUAGAAAAGCUUCAAACUUCCUUGGCCAUAGUCAUGCACAUUUUCAUGGACAAGGGCCUUCUUGCAUGAAAACUAUAAUUCAGUGAGGCAUUUGUGUAGGUUGAGUGGCUGACUAUGGACACUGGUGAUGCACUUAGAAUAAGCAGUGCAAGGCUGAGCAGUUCAAGGCUAAGCAGUGCACGUUUGAGCAGUUCAAACAUAUGGAGGACAGGUGGAAAGGAGAUCUUCUCAAGGUCUAGCCGGGAUGAGGAUGAUGAGGAGGCUCUGAAGUGGGCUGCACUCGAAAAGCUCCCGACAUACUUGCGAAUUCGGCGGGGGAUUCUCACUGAAGAAGAAGGCAAGAUAACAGAGGUUGAUAUCCAGAAUCUCGGAUUGAUAGAGAGGAGGAACCUGUUGGAGAGGUUGCUGAAGACAACUGAGGAAGACAAUGAGAAGUUCUUGUUAAAGCUGAAGCAGAGGAUUGAGAGAGUUGGACUGGAUUUUCCUACAAUUGAAGUCCGAUUCGAGCAUCUAAAUAUCGAGGCAGAAGCUUAUGUUGGGGGCCGAGCUCUACCCACAAUAUUCAAUUUCUGUGUUAACAUACUUGAGGGGUUUCUCAACUCUUUUUACAUCCUUCCUAGUAGAAAGAAACCAUUACCGAUCCUCAGCGAUGUCAGUGGAAUCAUCAAGCCUCGCAGAAUGACAUUACUUCUAGGGCCCCCGGGCUCUGGAAAGACCACGUUACUUCUAGCAUUAGCUGGGAAGCUCGGCAAAGAUUUGAAAUCCUCAGGAAGAGUCACCUACAACGGACACGGGAUGAAAGAAUUUGUACCGCAGAGGACAUCGGCUUAUAUAAGUCAAUAUGAUCUCCAUAUAGGAGAAAUGACUGUUAGGGAAACUCUGGCUUUCUCGGCCAGGUGUCAAGGUGUCGGACCACGUUAUGAGAUGCUAGCAGAGUUAUCGAGAAGAGAGAAGGAGGCAAAUAUCAAACCCGAUCCUGACAUAGAUUUAUUUAUGAAGGCAUCAGCACUGGAAGGACAGGAAACUACUGUUGUUACCGAUUAUAUACUCAAGAUUUUGGGACUUGAAAUCUGCGCCGACACGAUGAUGGGAGAUGAAAUGAUAAGAGGCAUCUCCGGUGGACAAAAGAAACGAGUCACAACGGGGGAGAUGCUAGUCGGGCCAGCCAAAGCUCUCUUUAUGGACGAAAUAUCGACCGGCUUGGAUAGUUCGACAACAUUCCAAAUAGUGAACUCACUCAGACAGUCCAUACACAUCCUCAGUGGGACUGCUCUAAUAUCCCUACUCCAGCCUGCACCAGAAACUUACGACCUGUUUGAUGAUAUCAUCCUUCUCUCGGAUGGGCAAAUUGUGUACCAAGGUCCCCGAGAAAAUGUGCUAGAGUUCUUCGAACACAUGGGUUUUAAAUGUCCUGAAAGGAAAGGAGUAGCUGAUUUCUUGCAAGAAGUGACUUCAAGGAAAGAUCAAGAGCAGUAUUGGGCGAAUAAGGACACACCUUAUAGGUUUGUAACCGUCAAAGAAUUUUCCGAAUCGUUGCAGUCAUUUCACAUUGGUCGGAAACUAGGUGACCAGCUUGCGAUCCCAUUCGACAAGUCAAAAGGCCAUCCAGCUGCUCUAACAACUAAGAAGUACGGGGUGAGCCAGAAAGAACUAUUGAGAGCUUGCGUUUCGAGGGAAUUUUUGCUGAUGAAGAGAAACUCCUUCGUCUAUAUUUUCAAAAUGUCUCAGCUUAUUUUUAUGGCUUUCAUAACCAUGACGGUGUUCCUACGGACAGAGAUGCACCGAGAUACAGUGAUAGAUGGUGGGAUUUAUUUUGGGGCUCUCUUCUUCACUCUGAUCAUGAUAAUGUUCAAUGGGUUCUCGGAGCUUGCCAUGUCCAUCAUGAAGCUCCCCGUCUUCUACAAGCAGAGAGACUUCCUCUUCUUUCCUGCAUGGACAUAUGCGCUACCCACGUGGAUCCUGAAGAUCCCGAUCUCUCUUGUAGAAGUUGCUGUUUGGGUAGUCUUGACAUACUAUGUCAUCGGCUUUGACCCUUAUGCUGGAAGGUUCUUCAAACAGUAUUUUCUUCUCCUAUGCCUACAUCAGAUGGCUUCUGGUUUAUUCCGAUUCAUCGGGGCAGUAGGAAGGAACGUGAUUGUGGCAAACACUUUUGGGUCGUUUGGAUUACUUACCGUUAUGGUCUUGGGCGGAUUCAUCAUAGCAAGAGAUGAUGUUAAGCCAUGGUGGAUAUGGGGUUAUUGGUUCUCCCCAAUGAUGUAUGGACAGAAUGCUAUCGCUGUAAAUGAAUUUCUCGGAAAGCAAUGGAGACAUAUUCCUCCUAAUGCCACAGAGCCUUUAGGAGUUUUGGUCCUGAAGUCCCGUGGAAUUUUUCCCGAAGCACGUUGGUAUUGGAUCGGAGUAGGAGCUUUGAUUGGAUACAUGUUUCUGUUUAAUUUCCUGUUCACCGUGGCUUUGAAAUAUCUCGACCCAUUUGGGAAGCCUCAAGCUGUACUAUCAAAAGAGACUCUGGCAGAGAAAAUUGCGAGCAAGAACGGAGAGGUCAUUGAGCUAUCAUCAAGAGGGAGCCAGAGGAGUUCAUCUGAAAAAGAGAGUGGACGCCAAAGAAGUGCCACAUCGAGAUCAUUGUCUACGAGAGUUGGGAGCAUAAAUGAUUCGGACCCGAAUAGGAAACGAGGAAUGGUUCUUCCUUUCGAUUCGCUUUCUAUAGCUUUUGAUGAUAUCAGAUACGCCAUAGACAUGCCCCAGGAAAUGAAAGCUCAAGGUAUUCCUGAAGAUCGGCUGGAACUUCUAAAGGGAGUUAGUGGUGCUUUUAGGCCAGGAGUAUUGACAGCUUUAAUGGGUGUCAGCGGCGCUGGAAAGACCACUCUGAUGGACGUGUUGGCUGGAAGGAAAACAGGUGGAUACAUCGACGGGACAAUCACAAUAUCUGGGUACCCAAAGAAACAAGAAACAUUCGCUCGCAUAUCGGGAUACUGUGAACAAACCGAUAUCCACUCUCCUCAUGUCACAGUUUACGAGUCCUUGGUGUAUUCUGCAUGGCUUCGGUUACCUCCUGAAGUGGAAUCUGAGACUAGGAAGAUGUUCAUUGAAGAAGUGAUGGAGCUUGUAGAGCUUACCCCAUUACGAGAAGCGCUAGUUGGGUUGCCUGGUGUGAAUGGCCUCUCCACCGAGCAGAGGAAAAGGCUGACAAUUGCAGUGGAGCUCGUAGCCAACCCGUCCAUCAUAUUCAUGGACGAGCCUACCUCUGGCCUCGAUGCCAGGGCAGCUGCUAUAGUAAUGAGAACGGUUAGAAACACAGUUGACACAGGGCGAACUGUCGUUUGCACCAUCCACCAGCCAAGCAUCGAUAUAUUUGAUGCUUUUGAUGAGCUGUUUCUUCUGAAAAGAGGCGGAGAGGAGAUCUAUGUCGGUCCAUUAGGCCAGCAUUCCUCGCACCUGAUCAACUAUUUUGAGGGCAUUAGCGGAAUUCCAACAAUUAAAGACGGAUACAAUCCAGCGACUUGGAUGUUGGAGGUGACAACGGCUGCUCAAGAAGAAAUCCUCGGGGUUAACUUCACUGAAGUCUACAGGAAUUCGGAACUGUUUAGGAGAAACAAAGCUCUGAUCAACGAGCUAAGUACACCUCCACCAGGGUCAAAAGAUCUCUAUUUUCCAACGCAAUAUUCACAAUCGUUUUUCACCCAGUGUAUGGCUUGCCUAUGGAAACAACACUGGUCAUAUUGGCGCAACCCGGCAUACACAGCCGUGAGACUUCUAUUCACAAUUUUCAUCGCUCUGAUGUUCGGCACGAUAUUUUGGAACCUCGGCUCCAAAAGGAGAAGCCGGCAAGAUCUCUUCAACGCAAUGGGCUCUAUGUACGCAGCUUGCCUUUUCAUCGGAUUUCAGAAUUCAACUUCGGUUCAACCUGUUGUGGCUAUUGAGAGGACGGUCUUCUAUCGAGAGAGAGGGGCUGGAAUGUAUUCCGCUCUGCCCUAUGCCUUUGCACAGGUUAUCAUCGAGAUUCCCUACAUCUUCCUCCAAACUGUCAUCUAUGGAGUGAUUGUCUAUUCAAUGAUCGGGUUCGAAUGGACCGCCAGCAAGUUCUUUUGGUACAUCUUCUAUAUGUUCUUCAGCUUGUUGUACUUCACUUACUAUGGGAUGAUGAACGUGGCGGUCACGCCCAACCACAACAUAGCUGCCAUAACCUCUUCUGCAUUCUUAGCGAUUUGGAACCUAUUCUCAGGAUUCAUCGUUCCUCGAACAAGAAUUCCUAUCUGGUGGAGAUGGUAUUACUGGGCUUGUCCCCUUUCUUGGACAUUGUAUGGACUGUUGGCCUCACAGUUUGGAGAUAUUAAGACCAGGCUUGACACUGGCGAGAUAGUGGAAGAGUUCGUGAGGAGUUAUUUUGGGUUCAGGCAUGACUUCUUGGGAGUGGUUGCAAUCAUGCUGGUCGGCUUCGCUCUCCUCUUUGGAUUCAUCUUUGCCUUCUCAAUCAGAGCAUUCAACUUCCAGAAGAGGUGAUGACAGCACAACGGGAGAUGGAGAGAAAUUGUUACAAGAUAUUGUUAUUCCAAGAUAUAUAUGCGGAUCAAAAGUUUUAUUGAAGAAAGUGGAAUGUACUUUCAUAGUAAUCAUAACGACUACUUCAAUUAAUAA